Pygocentrus nattereri (red-bellied piranha) is the source of this 2532-nucleotide messenger RNA. It is a transcript of the gene anxa6, whose product is annotated as annexin A6. Gene Ontology annotation, molecular function: cholesterol binding; calcium-dependent phospholipid binding; actin filament binding. Gene Ontology annotation, biological process: apoptotic signaling pathway; growth plate cartilage chondrocyte differentiation; regulation of muscle contraction. The transcript is spliced from 26 exons. Lineage: Eukaryota; Metazoa; Chordata; Actinopteri; Characiformes; Serrasalmidae. Gene Ontology annotation, cellular component: cytoplasm; focal adhesion. The coding region runs from base 178 to 2187 and encodes 669 amino acids. The record is from RefSeq and is a predicted model, not a curated record.
UGGCUGCUGCAUGUAUGACGUCAGAGCCGCAGGAGCGAAGAACAGCUGCUUCUUCUUAGCUGAGUCUCUCACUCUGGCUGCUAGUGAGGACUGGAGCUUUUCUCCUCUGCAGGACAAAAACUACAGGAGACUCAGCUUUAUUUCAUCAUUCCACUGAUACCCUGCAACUGAGGAAACAUGGGCAAGGGAUUCAGAGGCACCGUCACAGAUCACCCUAAUUUUGACGCUAACAGUGAUGCUGAAGCCCUCUACAAUGCCAUGAAAGGCUUUGGAAGUGACAAGGAAGCCAUUUUGGACCUGGUCACCUCUAGAAACAACGCUCAGAGACAGGAGAUCCGCUCUGCCUACAAAUCCCUCUACGGGAAGGAUUUGAUUGCCGACCUUAAGUAUGAACUGACGGGCAAGUUUGAGCGUCUGAUUGCCAGUUUAAUGUUACCUCCUGCUUAUCACGAUGCCAAAGAAAUCAAGGAUGCUAUCAAGAGCGCGGGAGCUGGGACAGAUGAGAAGUGCCUGAUUGAAAUACUCGCCUCAAGGACUAACGAACAAAUCCACAGCCUAGUGGAGGCUUACAAAGAUGCUUACGGUAGAGAUGUCGAGCAGGACGUUAUAGGAGACACCUCAGGACACUUUAAGAAGAUGCUGAUUGUUUUGCUCCAGGGGACCAGAGAGGAGGAUGGUGUGGUGCAUGCAGAUCUGGUGGAGGAGGAUGCUCAGGCUCUGUAUGCUGCAGGUGAAGAACAGUGGGGGACGGAUGAGGCGAUCUUCAUCAUGCUCUUGGGCAACCGGAGCGUGACCCACCUGCAGCUGGUUUUCGACGAGUAUCAGAAGAUUACAGAGAAGUCAAUCGAGGACAGCAUUAAGAGUGAGCUGUCGGGGGACUUUGAGAGGCUGAUGCUCGCUGUUGUGCAGUGUAUCAGAAGUCGCGCCAUGUUCUUCGCCAGGCGUCUCUACAAGUCCAUGAAGGGUUUAGGAACAGCUGAUAACACCCUGAUCAGAAUAAUGAUCUCCCGCUCUGAGAUUGAUAUGCUGGACAUCAGAGAGUGCUUCAGGCUACGCUAUGACAAAUCCCUUCACAAUAUGAUUGAGGACGACACAUCUGGGGAAUACAAGCGCACGCUGCUGAAGCUGUGUGGUGGAGAUGAUGACGUUGCGGGAGAGUUCUUCCCUGAAGCUGCACAAAUUGCAUACAAGAUGUGGGAAAUCAGUGCCAUGAGCAAAGUCCAGUUAAGAGGAACAGUUCACCCUUAUGCCGAAUUUGACCCCGGCAGUGAUGCUCAGGACCUGAGGAAGGCCAUGAAAGGCUUCGGGACGGACGAGGACACGAUCAUUGACAUCAUUGCACGGAGGAGUAAUGAUCAGAGGCAGGUGAUCAGGCAGGCCUUCAAAUCGCUGCUGGGCCGGGACCUGAUGGCAGAUCUGAAGUCUGAGCUUUCCAAGAACUUGUGCCGCCUCAUCCUGGGCCUGAUGAUGACCCCACCAGAAUUUGACGCCAAAAUGAUGAGGAAAGCCAUGGAGGGAGCUGGAACAGAUGAACAUGCUCUAAUUGAGAUUCUGGUAACCAGGAGCAACCAGGACAUCCAGGCCAUGUGUGAGGCUUAUCAGGAAGCCUAUAAGAAAAGCCUGGAGGAUGCCAUUCACUCAGACACCUCAGGCCACUUCUGUCGGAUCCUGGUUUCCCUGGCGCAGGGAGGUCGUGAAGAAGGCCCUGCUGACUUGGACAAAGCAGUGCAAGAUGCCCAAGCCCUUGGUGACGCGUGCAACGCUGACUCUGAUGAGAUGAUGGAUAAGUUCAUGAGUAUUCUGUGCACACGGAGUUUCCCUCACCUGAGGAGAGUGUUCCAGGAGUUCGUCAGGUGCACCAAUAAGGACAUUGAGCUGAUCAUCAAGAAGGAGAUGUCGGGAGAUGUGAAAAAUGUCAUGCUUGCUAUUGUGAGGAGCGUGAAGAACCAACCCUCUUACUUUGCGGACCGUCUGUACAAAGCCAUGAAGGGCCUCGGUACCGAUGACAGAGCCCUGAUCCGCAUCAUGGUGUCCCGCUCGGAGAUCGACCUCUUCAACAUCCGCAAAGAAUUCAAGGAGACGCACGACGCCUCCCUGCACGACUUCAUCCAGGUAGAAGCUCUCGUCGGAGACACAUCAGGAGACUACCGUAAGACUCUGCUAAUGCUGUGUGGUGGCGAGGAUUAGAGCUGUGUGGUUGGCUGGACAAGCUGACACUCUGCUACAUCGCGACCCUGCCCUCGGUCACUGAGGUGACCUGCCGCCGCCGCCGUCUCCGCCGCCACGCCUGUGCCAAAGCUGAAGACCUCUGAACUCCUCAACCCCUGGACACGCUCAACCAAAGUCACUGUGUUUUGUGAAUGAUGUGACUUUUUUUUAUUUUUUACUGUUUCACUUCUUGGCUUUAUGUUAAAGAUGCGAGAUAAAGAAACUGCCUGGCUUUGAAACCCGGUCCACUGUUGGCUGCUGUAAGAGAUCAGACUGUGGGACUAACGUGAAACUGCUCUGAAAUAAAAGUGUUGGUCCUCUUCA